UCGACCAAGCUGAGGUUCAGGAUUGGACUUCUGCGAGGAAGAGUCUUGUAGAGACGAGAACUGGGCUGAGAGCGAUGUGGGUCAGGACGACACUGAGGAUUGAAAGGUGGACUAAGGAAAAGACUGAGGACAAUGCCAGCAUCUGGGAUGAGAGCAAAGCGAGAGACGUAAACAGGUUACCCGGCUGGGAGAGAGGACAUCGGCUGGCUGGUGUGCCAUCUAGCACCAAUGCAUCUACCUUCUCCUCUGAAGGUGAAUUCAAGGACCCGGACAGGUGCUGCUGGAAACACAAGCAGUGCACUGGGCACAUCAUCCACCCCUUCACCUCAGACUAUGGCCACCACAACCUGCACCUGCACUCCGCCAGCCACUGUGACUGUGAUUCUAGGCUGAAGGACUGCUCAGAGAAGACCAUUAGCGACAACUCCCGAGAUGUGGGCCCAACCUGCUCCCGAGAGGAGGGCUCAACAUGUUUCAACAUCAUCCAGUCCCCUUGCUUUGAGCUCAUCCCAGAGGAAGAGUGUGUGGAGCGGUUCUGGUAUGGCUGGUGCAAAAGCUAUAGGCCUGUCUCUGUGGCAGUGAUCCACCAUCCAGUCCACCACGACUAUGUGGCAGACGACCUGAAUGAAGAGGAGGAGGAGGAGGAGGAAAGCAAGCCUCCCAUCCCGACCCAAGUAGGGCCCGCCACCCCUGCACCCGCUGACACAGGCCUGGGCGCAGUCACAGGUACCCCGGACUCAGCAGCUCCCAUCACGAUCUGGCGCUCCGAGAGCCCCACGGGAAAGUCCCAGGGCAACAAGGUGAUCAAGAAGGUGAAGAAGCAAAAAGAAAAAGAGAAAGACAAGGAAGAGGAGACGGAUGAGAAGGUAAAGCCGAAGAAAAAAGUCAAGAAGGGCAAGUUGAUUAAGAAGAAAAGCCCGGUGAAAUUGGUAUCUUCACCUCCAGACUUGAGCCGAUCAGUAAGCCCAAGAGAGUUGACCAGGAUGUCCGAGUCCAGCCCAGACAGCCGGGAAGACCUGGAGAGUGAGGACAGUUACAAUGACCCCAGGCGGGAGGAGCCCUCCAGCGAGGAUAUUGUGGAGUCUUCGUCACCCAGGAAGAGAGAGAAGAACACGGUCCAGACUAAGAAACCUGGGGCCAAGACCUCACCAGUCAAGAAGGUCAAGAGGAAAUCUCCCCCAGGAUCAAACCCCAAUCUCAGUUGAGGCCAGGGCGUCCACGGUGAAGAAUA
Messenger RNA from Neomonachus schauinslandi (Hawaiian monk seal), 1231 nucleotides. RefSeq names its product protein interacting with cyclin A1 (gene PROCA1). The record is from RefSeq and is a predicted model, not a curated record. Gene Ontology annotation, molecular function: A2-type glycerophospholipase activity. The transcript is spliced from 6 exons. Bases 75 to 1205 code for a protein of 376 amino acids. Gene Ontology annotation, biological process: arachidonate secretion; phospholipid metabolic process. Lineage: Eukaryota; Metazoa; Chordata; Mammalia; Carnivora; Phocidae.